UGGCUGAACGAGAAGUUCGCUCCGGAGCUGCUGGAGAGCAAAGCCGAGAUCAUCGAGUGCGUUGUGGAGCAGCUGGACCACAUGGAGGCAAACCUGAAACGGGCAAAGGGAGGAGACUUGAAGGUCAGCGUUCAUCGCAUGGAGAUUGAAAGGAUCCGCUACGUGCUCAGCAGCUACCUGCGGUGUAGGCUGGUGAAGAUAGAGAAGUUUUUCCCCCAUGUCCUGGAGAAGGAGAAGUCUCGAGCUGAAGGGGAGCCUUCCAUUCUGUCACCAGAGGAGUUUGCUUUUGCUAAAGAGUACAUGGCAAACACAGAGACCUAUCUGAAAAACGUGGGCCUGAAACACAUGCCACCCAACCUGCAGAAGGUGUCUCUCCUAAAAUCAGUUCCAAAGCCCAACCUGGACUCCUUCGUGUUCCUGCGGGUGCUGGAGCGGCAGGAGAACAUCCUGGUCGAGCCAGAGGUUGAUGAGCAGAGGGAGUACACCAUCGACCUGGAGGAGGGCUCACAGCAUCUCAUCCGCUACAAGGUCAUUGCCCCGCUGGUGGCGUCGGGAGCGGUGCAGCUCAUCUGA
This is a messenger RNA of Nestor notabilis (Kea), 573 nucleotides long. It is a transcript of the gene GINS4, whose product is annotated as GINS complex subunit 4 (Sld5 homolog). The record is from RefSeq and is a predicted model, not a curated record. Lineage: Eukaryota; Metazoa; Chordata; Aves; Psittaciformes; Psittacidae. Gene Ontology annotation, biological process: DNA-templated DNA replication; double-strand break repair via break-induced replication. The annotation marks the transcript as partial. The transcript has 6 exons. Gene Ontology annotation, cellular component: GINS complex.